AUGUCUACAACAACAAAAACAACAACAACCCGGCCUUGGUUCAAGGUCCCGGAACCCGUCCGUGUGAUUUUCGAUCAAUUCCCUUUGGCCACAUAUCCAGAUAAAGAAUUAUAUACUUACAAUGAACAACAACAACAAGAUAAUAGCAAUGACCGAAAAACAACACUUUACGUCUACAACAUUGAUGAACCUAGUGGUCUACCCACAGACCCAGCAAGUAUCGAACUCUUGGGAUUGUUAAGACUUAAAGGCGCUAAAUCUGCUCAGGUUUCAAAAGUCUCUGUUCAUAGUGCUCCUACAAAUGGUCCGAAGCAAUUGCCAUACCUCGUAGACGUGAAAUUCACUCAGGAUGAAAAAACUGGACGCACCAAACGUCAACGUGCAGUGUACUCGACCCCAGCUGCUGUGCGUCGCAAUUUGCUUACAAGCAGUGGCAAAGGAAGCAGUUCUACAGGUAUUACUUCAGGUCAAGCAGCCCUUUAUGCAUCUCUGUUAAGCACUGCUGUACAUGACGCGUGGAUUUUCACGUUGCUUGAUAAUGCAGAAACUCCAGCAACUGUUAGAGAACAUGUUUACGGAGAAGGUGCUGAGCGCAUUGGUGGAACAUUACCUGGGUUUAUUGAACGACAUUUGCAAGAAGCAUGGACGUUGGAACUUGCUGAGGCUUUACGUCCACGGUACCCUGCAGUUGUGGAUACACUAAAGGGGGGUAGUAAAUGGAAGGGAGGUUUUGUAUCUAAGCUUUUUGUGGGUCCUCCAACAACAGUAUUUUUUUCACCAUCAAAUGUUCAAGGUACUGCAGUUCGUGAAGAGGUCUAUGCACGGGCCAUUGAUGCGUUACAGGUGUUUAGUUCGUUACUUGACGAGGCACCAGAUGGAUUUCUUGGAACUGGAGGAAGCCAAGAUGACGAUGAUGAAGAAGAAGAAGAAGAGAGUAGUAAUAAGAAUAGUAGUGAAGAUGUUUUAAGUGAAGGAGAAUUUAAAGGAUUGGGUCCAUUAGAUAUUUUGCUGUUUUCAUAUGUUUAUGCGAUUCAGAAUUAUGCAACUGGGACUCCAUUGGCGCGGGCAGUGGAUAAGUUGAGCAAUUUAGCUACACAUGCAUUGAGAGUUGAGCAAGGUGUAUAUAAGAAUUAA
This is a messenger RNA of Magnusiomyces paraingens, 1134 nucleotides long. RefSeq lists its product as uncharacterized. The transcript has a single exon. The record is from RefSeq and is a predicted model, not a curated record. NCBI's taxonomy places the organism in Eukaryota, Fungi, Ascomycota, Dipodascomycetes, Dipodascales, Dipodascaceae. Bases 1 to 1134 code for a protein of 377 amino acids.